Messenger RNA from Morchella importuna, 1479 nucleotides. RefSeq lists its product as uncharacterized. Gene Ontology annotation, biological process: poly(A)+ mRNA export from nucleus. Gene Ontology annotation, cellular component: nucleus; cytoplasmic stress granule. The record is from RefSeq and is a predicted model, not a curated record. NCBI's taxonomy places the organism in Eukaryota, Fungi, Ascomycota, Pezizomycetes, Pezizales, Morchellaceae. Gene Ontology annotation, molecular function: RNA binding; ATP binding; RNA helicase activity. The transcript has 5 exons. Bases 1 to 1479 code for a protein of 492 amino acids.
AUGUCUCGUGACAUCCACGGCGCUUCCAGGCCCCAAGAUAUCGAACUUAAUUAUGACGACGACGACGACGACGAUGAGGGCUUGGUUUUCUCUUUGAACGACGGAGACGCAGCCAACAACCCACCGAGAAACAGUUCCCUAGAAGACGAUGGCGCACAGGAUGUGGUCCUUAAACUCUCUGAUUUACAAGGGGAUCCGAGUAGCCCUUUGUAUUCGGUAAAGACCUUUGAGCAACUAGGACUCUCCGAUGAAAUCAUGCGCGGGAUUCACGACAUGGGGUUCCGACGUCCGUCAAAGAUCCAAGAAAUGGCUCUACCCCUUCUUCUUGCUAACCCCCCUCAUAACAUGAUUGCCCAGUCACAGUCUGGCACAGGAAAGACGGCAGCAUUCAUGCUCAAUAUUCUCUCUCGUGUUAAUGUUGGACUCCAAAAGCCACAGGCUCUCGUUCUUGAGCCAACCCGUGAACUCGCUCGCCAAGUCGGGGAUGUCCUUAAAAAGAUGGGACGGUACACCAAUGUAAAAGGCCAGUUCGCAAUUCCAAACAUGGUGGACAGGAGUCAAAUGAUGAAUGCACAUGUUAUUAUCGGCACUCCAGGCACUGUAAUUGAGUGCAUCCGGCGCAGGAUUCUCUCGGUUCAAGACAUUAAGAUAUUCGUCGUAGAUGAAGCAGACAAUAUGUUGGAUCAGCAAAACAUGGCUGAUCAGUGCAUCAGGGUCAAGAUGACUAUGCCUGCGGGGGUACAGAUCGCUCUCUGGUCCGCCACUUUUCCAACAUCUGUAGUAUCUUAUGCCGAACGCUUCGCCCCAAAUGCGAAUACUCUCUCAUUGAAGCAUGCCGAACUCACCGUCGCUGGCAUCAAACAAAUGUACAUGGACUGUGCCAACGAAGCAGAUAAGUUCCGUGUCCUCACAGAUCUUUACAAAGUUCUCACCAUUGGUUCCUCCGUCAUUUUCCGCCGCGUUGAUGCAGACAAGAUCUACGAGCGUAUGACCAGGGUUGGCCAUAAAGUUGCUGUGUUGCACUCACAACUCGAAAACUCAAGCUGCAGAGACAACGUGAUCGACGACUUCCGGUCGGGAAAGGCGAAGGUUUUGAUUACCACCAAUGUCCUUGCGCGUGGAAUUGACGUUGCGACUGUUUCCAUGGUUGUCAAUUACGAUUUGCCAACUAUGGUGACCAACAGUGGUAUGGUGAUUGUAGACACCCCCACAUACCUCCACCGCAUCGGGAGGACCGGAAGGUUUGGCAGAGUGGGUGUUAGCAUCUCGUUCGUCCAUAAUCAAAGCACCUGGAAGGAGUUGUGUGAAGUUGCGGAUUACUUCAAUGUGCCAAUGCAGAAAGUCCCCGCGGAUGACAUUGACGAGGUUGAGCGCAUCGUGCACAGAUUCCUUAAAUCUGGUCCUCCAAAAAAGGGAGACGUCAUGGAGCUUAGCCGCCACGAGGUUUCCAGGCCUCAUCAGCGCCCGCAGGGGAGAUAA